AUGCACACAACACACAAGCGCUUUCGGGCAGCUUUACUUUGCGGACUCGCGCUGGGUUUGCUCGCCGGGCCUGCAACGGCAUCCGGCGGAACCCCGUUCAACUUUACCAUUUUGCACACGUCUUACGUAGACGGUCGUGUCGAGCCCAAUGCUGACGGGGGCGGCGGUUUUGCUCGGUUCAAGACACUGUUCGACCAAGUGCGGAGCCAAAAUAGCGUCAACGCGACAUUGGUCAUCAACCCAUACAACUUCCUGGGCACAGAGACGUUCUUCCAAGUGUUCCGCGCCACUUCCAAGCUCACCAAUUACACAAACGAGGUCGGCUUUGAUUUCCUCGGGAUGGGUGCUGGCGAGCUGUUCUACGGUCCAGACACGCUGAACAACUUUCUGACCAACUGCACUGCAACGAUGGUCGCGACAAAUAUCGAUGUGAAGGCAUCGCAUGCACUCGCAUCCCGGAUCAAGUCAUCUGUCACCAAAUCUGUUUUCAUCGGCGGAGUAGAGCGCAAAAUCGGCAUUGUUGGUCGCGCCGAAGAAUCCAUAUGUUCUCGAGCAACGUGUGGUCUCGUGGUUGUCACAAAGGAGGCGAUUGGUGCCAUUUCAUCGGCAGUAGCUUCACUCCGCGCUUCUGGCGUCGACCUUGUCAUCAUGCACAGCAGUGCAGGAAUCAGUGCUGACACUACGCUGGCCGCUGCCGUGAACGGCAUCGAUGUCAUUAUUUCAAACGACAUGUCCAUGUCCAACACGAUCGCAGGAGCGGCAGGCCCGUAUCCCAGGACAGUCCUCUCGCCCUCAGGGAAACCAGUCAUCAUCGUGUCAACAUUCGAGACGACAUCGUACAUUGGCCAACUGCGCAUCCAGGUCAAUCCCUCCACCGGCACUGUGACCUUUUUGGAAGGAGAUUCGAGGUUUUUGGCUCCGUGUGCAAACGAUGCAGCGCCCACGUCCAACUGCACCGCCCAAAACACGGCAAUUGCUGCUUCCAUCGCGGCAGACAGCUUGACGAUUGCAAGUCAGCUCGAUAUUGUCAUCGGCUGGAAUACAAACACUCUUCCUGGAGACACGCACAUGAUGUGCCGCGACGGCGAAUGCGCACUUGGCAACUUGGUCGCCGAUGCCAUGCGCUGGCAAAUGAAUGGCGCAUGUGACAUUGCGUUUGUAAAUGGCGGCAGUAUUCGUGCACCAUUGCAAGCAGGAAAUGUAACGCAACGCCUCAUCAACCAAGUCAUUCCAUUUGCAAAUACAAUCUCGACCUUCAUCCUGCAAGGGUCGGUGCUCUUGGAUACCUUCCAGUACUCCACCGCCCUUAUCGGUCGGAAUCCUGCUCCGAGCGGGACUGGCAGGUUUUUCCAGGUGUCUGGCAUGAAAUCCAUCAUCAACACUGCCAAUCCGGAUGGCGCAAAGCUGGUUCGCCUCCAGGUGCAGAAUCGCUUCAAGCAGUUUGAAGACGUCAACCCAAACCAGCUCUACUAUUGCUGCACGAACGACUUUGAACGCCGGGGUGGUGAUGGCUACACCAUGCUCCUCAACAAGGCAGCGCAGGUCGAUGACAAUGGUCCGCCGCUGGUCUCGGCCAUUCAAGCGUACAUUAUGCAGUACACUCCGGUGGCAUUUGCUCUGGAAGGGCGCAUUUCCAUUGUGAAUCAGACCAAUACGCCCCCAGUCGUUGGAACUACCUGCCAGUACGCACAAACGCUCAGUGCAGAGUCCGGCUCGUUUGUCGAUUUUUGUUCCUUUUCGAACGCAACUCGCACUGCCACCAGCGUCACACUUACCCUUGCGCUUCCAAGCACCAAGCGCUCGUUCAAGCUGAACCUGUCAGGAAUCACUCUGUCUGGCGCCGACUUGCUCACCGUGCGCGCAGCCAACGCUUCAACCCCGUUGCAGUAUUUUGUGGACGGUGAAUAUCAGCCUGCUUCCUUCACCGCUGUCUCGGGCUUGCCGUCGUUUGACCUGACGUUCAUUAGCAACAGCGCCCAGAUUCAAUUCGUCUCGUCGUCCGCCAUCUCCGACGCGCAUGGCUUGGCCAUGAACUAUGUGUCGUCGCCGUUCUGUCCAGCUGGGUUUGUGCUGGGUAGCGGAAGUCAGUGCUCCCCUUGCGGCCUUGGCACCUAUUCUAUCGCGGGCGAUACUGACUGCACUGCCUGCUUGCCUGGAUAUAUUUCGACUACCUUGGGCUCCAAGAAUUGCACAGUCUGUCCCAAUGGCUUCUAUCAGCCUGAGAGCGCGCAGUCUCGGUGUCUCGAAGCCACUGGAGGACGUGUCACCCCAUCUCCGACUCGAGCCGUGUGCCUAGAUGGCUAUCUCUUCAACAUUGACAACGGUCUCUGCGUCCCAGAGCAAGAGCGAAACGUUGGUGUCACAGCCGUCUUUGUGGCGUUUACGGCCGUGUUUGUGAUUAUGAUCGGCCUUUUUGCAUUUUCCCUGUAUCGCCAUAGCAAUCUCAAGGUCUUCAAAGGGGCCAGUCCGAUUUUCCUCAACCUCAUUCUGGUCGGCACGCUUAUUGCACUGGGUUCGUGCUUUGCGACAUUCAGCGAGGUCACCGAAGCGUCAUGCGCCGUUCGACAAUGGUUUUUCCAUCUCGGCUUUGCUCUCGCUUUUGGAUCGUUGUAUCUGAAGGUUCAGCGCAUUUCAAUCAUUGUCAACAUCAAGUCGUCAAGGAUUUUGAACCUGAAGGACACACAGCUCUUGUACAAGCUCGGCUUGAUGAUGUUGUUGAUGAGCAUUUACCUCAUCAUCUGGACUGCCGUCAAUGCGCCCGUCCCCGAGGUCUUUUUCAACUCGGACGAGUACUACUAUGUGUGCUCGGACUCGUGGUGGAGCCAUGCGCUCCUCAUCGUCGAGCUGCUGCUCAUGCUGACCGGCGUCUAUCUGGCGUAUCGGGUGCGCAACGCUCCGGCAGGCUUCAACGAGGCAAAGCUUGUCGGCUUUUCCGUGUACAACUGGCUGACCCUGGCGGUUGUGCUCAACAUUGUGCGAUUGACGACCACUCCUACACUGGACGCCAAGUCCGCGCUUGAGGCGUUGAACGUGUUUUUAACGUCGUUCGUGAUGGUGUGUGUGCUGUUCAUCCCCAAGAUUUACAUGGUCGUCACCGGCCGAGGCAACGAGAUUCAGUGGUCCUCCAACACUGUCGUGCCAGGGCCGAGCAAUGUCGUCAUGCACAAGUCGGCGUUGGCCCCAACCGGCACAACAACGCCCGAAUCGCCUCGAAGCUUCAAAAUGACGGGCGCCCAGGCCACAUCCCAAGCCACCUAUGUGGACGCAACAACUGUGGCCGGCACAGCCAUGGGCGACGAAUUGGACGACGACGAUUCUUCCGACAAGAGCUCUGAUCGAAGCUCCAAUCGUUCCUCUGCCAGUACAGUGACCCAAUUGCGCGCAGAGUUGGAGCAACUCAAAGCCGAGAAUCAGGCACUUCGAACGCGCAUUCAGGAGCUCGAUGGUGGGAGAGCGAUUCAAGUAUGUGUGCAAGGCUCCGAGGUUGCUGCCACUUCAACAACCGAUGAAGGAGCAACGCGGGUAUGAUCAACGCAUUUUCGUGUCAGAAUCG
Molecule: messenger RNA, 3553 nt
Organism: Capsaspora owczarzaki ATCC 30864
Lineage: Eukaryota; Filasterea; Ministeriida; Capsasporidae
Exons: 9
Coding region: 1-3528 (1175 amino acids)
Biological process (GO): nucleotide catabolic process; G protein-coupled receptor signaling pathway
Cellular component (GO): membrane
Molecular function (GO): G protein-coupled receptor activity; hydrolase activity
Source: RefSeq, a predicted model, not a curated record